This is a messenger RNA of Pan troglodytes (chimpanzee), 7318 nucleotides long. Its product is annotated as BET1 homolog. Lineage: Eukaryota; Metazoa; Chordata; Mammalia; Primates; Hominidae. The transcript has a single exon. The coding region runs from base 2308 to 2652 and encodes 114 amino acids. The record is from RefSeq and is a predicted model, not a curated record.
AGAGAGCAGGUAGCAGUCCCCGAUGUUCUUGUACAGCUCUUGAGUCUGGACCUUGGACUCAAAGAUGGAGAGCAUGUCGACCACCAGGACUUUCCUCCCAUUCCAUGUUCCUGUCUCCACCUGGCAUGUCCUGGCUACUGACUGGGCCCCCAGCUUGCACUCAAACACAGGCUGGCCAAGGAUGCUGUUCCCUGUGGUGCUUUUCCCACAGCCUGUUUUGCCCACCAGGAGGAUCAGCAGCAGCAGUGAUCCUGGAGCCAACCUGCCUUCUUCUCAGCCUGUGAGAGCGGGUGAAGAGUGAGGGUAUAAAAACUGCAUUCUGAGGAGGAGGUGCCAAAAGACAGAAGGCAAAGGCAUCCAGAGGCACUGGCACCCUGGGUCAGUGAGGACCCCAUAGCCCCGCUCCCAUCACCUGACCCCAAGUACAGAGAAUAGAGGGACUCACACAGUGUUUGUGGGAUUACCCAGCUGGCCAGAGCUCCAGGGCUCUUUCCCUUUGGGACUGCUGAGCUCUGCCCCUUUCUGGCCUUCCCUCGAUGCACUUCCCACCCUGAGGGCCUGGGCUGGGGCCGGCAGGAGGCCGUUUCCUCGGCCACUGCAAGGUCCAUCUCAUGUUUUCUUCCUCUCCCAUCCCUGGCUGAUCUUGAUUUUUCACGAUCACAGUUUUAUUUGGAAAAUCUUGUCCUCACUGAAAAGUAGAUGGCAGCUAACAGCUUAAUAUGCUGUAUUUCUGGGGGGGAAAUGUGUUUUCCUUGUUGUGGGUGAAUAUAGUCUUGUGCCUUUCACUGCCAGGUGGGAAGUUUGCCCCCCAGUUCUGAGUCUACAACCCUUGAUCUUUAUAAGAACUUCACCAAGUGCAGUUCCCUUGCCUGUGCAGAAGGCACCUUCUCCACCCAUUCGAAGCCGUUCUAUUUUGUCCUAGAGGGGAAACCAUACAUGGAUUGUUCACACUGGAGGCGGAUGUGAUAUCCAACACAAAGCAUCACAUUUUACAGAUGAGGAAAUUGGGGCAAGAAAAGAAAACCCUGCUGAGGUCACACAUUACUUAAGGGAUGAGCUGAGACUAACACCAGGUCUGCUGACUUCAGAUAUUCUCAGCAGUAGCCUGGAUUUCCUGCUGAAGAACAUACAGACAGCCCCAAAAUGCACCACAUGCUUGCAUUUCCCAGCACCUGUAUUUAACAUACAGGCAGCCCAAAAGUGCACCACAUGCCUGCGUUUCCCAGCACCUGUAUUUAACAUACAGGCAGCCCAAAAGUGCACCACAUGCCUGCGUUUCCCAGCACCUGUAUUUAACAUACAGACAGCUCCAAAAUGCGCCACAUGCCUACGUUUCCCAGCACCUGUAUUUAGCUAAUGGGAGGCAGUGAAUGGAAGGCAGGGAAGGCUGAUGGAUGCUGUCCACCCAGAUCAAGAAAGUCAGCAGUUAUUUCCAACUGAACAUCUGGCUGUCAUGGGUUCUUGUCCACUUUUAGGGUCUCAGGGCUGGUACCCAAACUACAGUGUGCCCGGCAAAGCAUCCACCUUCAAUAAACUCACAAAAGAAAUUCUCCCCUACGUUUCCAUGGUGAUGGUGGUACAAAGGGUGACCAACCAUCCUGGUUGGCCCAGGUCUGAGAGGAUUCCCUGAUUGAAGGUCUUUCAGUGCUGAACUGGGAAAGUCCCAGACACACCAGGAUGGGUUGUUUACCCCAAGAGUAGGAGAUUGUCAUGGGUCCAGGUUAGGGGUGGGGAGUAGGGGAGUGUACAUCCAGUAAUUGGAGAGAAGAACUGAUUUGUUGGGCUCAGAUCAAUGCCUUAUGCUACAGAGGAGGAUUGGUGCUUCCCUAUUCCUACCUCAAACAGACUCGGACCUCACUACCCCAGGGGCACUUCUUAUCAAGCCCCCUCACCUCCUUGCAUUGUUCCCUCCAUACCUUUCCUUCUACCUCCUACGUCCAGUGCUCGGGUAGAAAAUCCACCCAGGCCCCACAGAAGAAUAACUUCUCAGGCUUCGCUACUAUGAAAAACCCAUACAACCCAUUCCAGAGCAACAUGAGGACCUUGCUGUGUGCAAAGUUUCAGUGAGUUGCCUUGUAACAGGCUCAAGGCAUUAAUGCUAAAAAGUGAGUCUCUAAUUGCAGAAUUGCAGAGCCUAUGCCAGGUCAAUUGAAAAAAUACUUUUUGGACUGAUGUCAUGGUGCUUUAGGGGAAGAAGUUGGUGUUCCACGGGGCGUUGGUACUGAAGAUGUGGUCCGGGUCACCCCUAGCUCUUUCCUACCCACCCAACCCUCCCGCGCCCACCUUUUCCCUCUCUCCUCUAGCACAAUGAAGCAUGCAGGCCUGGGUGAAGGAAUACCUCCUGACAACUCCGGGAAUGAUGGCUAUGCUAAUAAUGGGUAUAGUGCCUGUGAAGAAGAAAAUGAGACACUCACUGAAAGUCUGAGAAGCAAAGUAACUGCUAUAAAAUCUUUUUCCAUUGAAAUAGGCCAUGAAGUUAAAACCCAAAAUAAAUUAUUAGCUGCAAUGGAUUCACAAUUUGAUUCUACAACUGGAUUUCUAGGUAAAACUGUGGGCAAACUGGAGAUUUUAUCCAUAAGGAGCCAAACAAAGCUGCUGUGCUCUACAAUGCUGUUUCAUUUAUUUGUCUUUUUUUGUUAUUUAUUGGAUUAGUAAACUGAGGUGAUGCAAGUAAUUGUGAAUUUGGAAUUUGUUCCAACUUAAUGGCUUGGCGUACAACUUUGGUAAAAAUCGGCACCAAAACAUUCCUAGUUUUCAAACACUAUGGCAUUUUCCAUUGAAAAUUGCUGCAUGUUGCUUGUUUUAUAAAUCACAUUAGAUAAUACAGUGCUCUUUGAAUAUUGUCUGUUUUUUAUUUUUCUUUUUAUUUUAAGUUCUGAGGUACAUGUGCAGGAUGUGCAGGUUAGUUACAUGAGUAAAUGUGUGCCGUGGUGGUUUGCUGAGCCUAUCAACCCAUCACCAUGCCACUUAAUAGCCCGGCAUGAAUUAGCUAUUCUUCUUGAUGCUCUCCCUCCCCCCACCCCACCCUCCCCUGACAGGCCCCAGUGUGUGUUAGUCCCCUCCCUGUGUCUGUGUGUUCUCAUUGUUCAGCUCCCACUUACAAGUGAGAACAUGUGGUGUUUGGUUUUCUGUUCCUGCAUUAGUUUGCUGAAGAUAAUGGCUUCCAGCUUCAUCCAUAUACCUGCAAAGGACACGAUCUAAUUGCUUGUUAUGACUGCAUAGUAUUCCAUGGGGUAUAUGUACCACGUUUUCUUUAUCCAGUCUAUCAUUGAUCAGCUUUUGGGUUGAUUGAAUACGGUUUCUUGAUGACUCAUUUUGCCCCCUAUCUUCAGGGGCAAUGAGAUUGUGUGGCUCCACCAAUUUCCAAGUUGUUUUUCUAUUGUUUGCUAACUGUCAGAUUAAAUAGCAUUGUCAUGUUCUGUUGUUAUCAUAAAUGUAGGUUUAUGUCCCAUGUAAGGAAACUUCCAGUGAGAGAAUAACAGAAUGCCUGAAGAGCCUGACUGUAGUUCUAGAAGUAGUCAACCAGUCUGUGAUAGAAUGGUAACUGAAUUUUCCUAACUGCAUCAACUGUGAUGAUGUACUCCUGUUUCCUCCUUUAUUUAGUUAAAAUCAUAGACUGAUUUCUUUUUACCUAUAAUCUUCCUAAUAAUUUUUGAUGAUAGUGACCCAUCACUUCUCUCUGCCCAAAGAACUCAUUCUUUAAGUAAUGCUUGUUAUGUUGGCAUAGUUCUAAUAGGGACCAAUGCACAUGUGUAUCCGUAUAGUUAUUGUUUUAUAUUAACUUUAUAAAUUCUGUUGACUUGGCUUAUAAUAGUUUUAUGAUUUUUACUAUAUCGGUAGGACUAUAUAUAUAUUAUCAUUUGUGACAGAAUAAUGUGAAGUUAAGUAAUUACUAAACUCUAAAUGGAAAUAGUAUUCAAGAAACUCAAGCACUGAACUUGAAUAUAAGAGUAUUGUUGCUUUAAUCCAGUGUAUUUGUUUAUGGAAAGAAAAACACAAAGGCAGACUCGAGUAAAAAGGAACAUUAAAAUAUUGUUAAAAACUCUGUAUUACUACUAUUUUGGAAUUUACCCGUUUAUAGGAUCCAAAAAUAAAUUUUCAAAUAAAAUAUUUUUAUAAAGAAAAAAGUUUUUGGAAUAAAUGGAUUUUCUAAUGUUCCUUGGGAUCAUGCUACAUAAGAUGGUAUCUAGCUCCCUGCCCCCCAACGGAGACACAGUUAAAUUGGCCAGUGAUUACUUUAGCAGGGAAAAUAAAUUAAUAAAUAAAUAAUUUUGGAAUCAUUUUCAUGUAAGUACUAAAUGUCAAAACUCACUUUCUAUGAGGUAACUAUUUAGUAAUUUCUUUGUAAGUGGCUCCGAGGGUAUUUUUAGCACCAGUACUGCCUCCUGGAAUCUCUCUGUUCUUUAGCCAGGUCCCAUGGAAGCUAAUCUAAUCUGGUUGCAAAGUCUGUCCCACAGUACGCACAAUUCAAAUAAGAGUUAUCCACCCACAGCUCUGAUGACACAACUCAAGCCUUGCUUUUACACCCAAGCAAGUGCUGACGUUUUGGAUAGAAACCAAAGCACUUUCUGUCAUCCUGCAAUCCGUGAGAGGGCCCUUCAAACUGAGUGUGAUGGUCAUUCUUAUGUGUCACUUAGCAAGGCCAUAGUACCCAAUGAUCUAACCAAACACUAAUCCAGGUGUUGCUGUGAGGGUAUUUUGCAGAUGUGGUUAAUGUGAAGUAACAAUUACCUUCCAUAACAUAGAGGGAAAUCAUCUAGGCAGUUGAAAGUCUGAAGACAAUAACCGAUUUCCCAGAAAAGGAAUUCCACCUCAAGACUGCAGUGUCUACUCCUGGCUGAGUGUCCAGCCUGCCCACCUGUACUACAGAUUUUGGACAUACCAGACCCCGAAAUCACAUGAGCCAAUUUCUAGAUAUAAAUCUCUUAAUAGAUAUAUAUCUCUUAAUAGAUAUAUUCUGUUUCCCUGGAGAAACCUGGCCAAUAGUCAAAACUGAUUAUUGCUACUGAUACUCAGAGAAAGAGCAAACCUGAACAUAAAUCUCAUCUUUUUGGCCGGGCGCAGUGGCUCAUGCCUGUAAUCCCAGCAUUUUGGGAGGCCGAGGUGGGUGGAUCACCUGAAGACAGGAGAUCGAGACCAGCCUGGCCAACAUGGUGAAACCCUUUCUCUACUAAAAAUACAAAAAUUACCCAGGUAUGGUGGCGCAUGCCUGUAAUCCCAGCUACUCAGGAGGCUGAGGUGGGAGAAUCGCUUGAACCCAGAAGGCGGAGUUUGCAGUGAGCCGAGAUUGCACCACUGCACUCCAGCCUGGGUGACACAGUGAGACUCUGUCUCAAAAAAAAAAAAAAAAAAACUCAUCUUUCCAAGGAUGAUUCUUUUCUUUUCAAGAAUGAUAUUGGGGUGGACAUUUUUUAAAGAUGUGAUUGCAUGAGGGGGAAGGCAAAUGGGAAAACCAACCAUUUUUUCACUCCAUCUUGCUGCAAUGCUGAUGGUUUGGAACUCAAGACACUCUGUUUUCUCAUGUGCUGCCCCUGGAUUGUCUUGAACGGUGGUCUCCACAGGAGCCGGUAAGGGGGUGCUCCUGAGCAUCAGAGGAAAACAGGUGGCACUGGUAGGUGCCUGGAGAGGUGUGUGAGGGGAAGAUAAGGCGAUGCUGAAAGAGCUGCAGAGGGGUAGGUGGACUUGGAAGCGGAUAUUCCUACACUGGGGGAGGCCAGGGACCUGGCGAACUUGGCGGUCUUGUAAUACCAUCUACCCCUUUUAACUACCGGGAAACUAAGAUUUCCAGGGUUUCCUAAAGCAGCAGUGACAUGAGGCCAAGUCUGCACCCAAGAUUGAGGGGGUGAAAGGAUAUUAAAGGGAGAAGGCAGCUUUUUCAGGUGUUUCAGGGCAAACUGAGUGCCUGUAGGGCCUGAAUCUGUGGCUGCCCCUGUGCUGAGAGGGAUCAGCCCUCCGGGAAUAUGUGCAGCAAAGCUAUUCACGUGCUGUGUUUGGCCAAGAGAUUGGUGGCGGGCCAUUUCCUCCGAGAAGGAGAACCUGAAAUUGCUGCUGUCUCGGAAUCCAGCCUGAACAGAAAGAAAAGUGAAAAGGGUGCUUCUCAGAAACAUCAGGAUUAUUCUCAUUUGCCUCAAUUAUUUUAUUGAGGAGUUUUUCCUCUCCAGUCACAGUGCUGUCCCUCUAGCCCAAACCACCACUACAGAGAACCCCACCCAAGUGCCACACCAGCCCUCUGGACAGCACUAUCAUUGCUCCCCUCCAAAAAAAAAAAAAAAAAAAAAAUGCCUAUUCUGGGCUGGCCAUCAACUCACCUCACUCAUCUUAUAUCCAUCAAUCCUUCCAUUAAUUCAUUUUAAAAUGGUAUUAAAUGCCUCACACAUGGAAUAUGGUUGGACCAGUUUAACCUGUCCAGGCACAGUGGCUAAUGCCUGUACUCCCAGCACUUUAGGAGGGAGGCCGAGACUGGAGGAUCACCUGAGCCCAGGAGUUCAAGACCAGCCCUGGCCACAUGGUAAAACCCCAUCUCUACCAAAAAAAAAAAAAAAAAAAUUAGCCUGGCACAGUGGUUCAUGCCUAUAGUCUCAGCGACUAAGGAGGCUGAUGUAGGAGGAUCACUUGAACCCAGGAGGCCAAAGUUGCAGUGAGUCAUGAUUGUGUCACUGCACUCCAGCCUGUGUGACAGAGUGAGACCCUGUCUCAAAAAGAAAGAAAGAAAAAGAAAGGAAGGAAGGAAGAAGGAGGGAAGGAAGGAAGGAAGGAAGGAAGGAAGGAAGGAAGGAAGGAAGGAAGGAAGGAAGGAGGGAAGGAACGGGAGCAGCUCAUGCCUCAAACUGGGAGAGCAUCAUCUCUAAGCUACUGAGAGUAAAGAAUGGUUCCCUCCACUAUGAGGGGCAUGGUGGAGAAGGGGAAGGUGGAGACCCCCACUGGAAAAACUUUGAAAUGCUCUGAAACUAGUGGUUGACCUUGGACAGAUUAUCUUACUCUCAUUUGCCAAAAGUAGCAAUAAUAUUCUCUCUACUUCCCUCACUGGAGUUUCCAAAAGAUAAAUGGCAUGCUGAUUAGAAAAACAUAACGUGCAGUUGUGAGGAUCUGCCAGUUAGAGGGUUAUGAGUCAGGGUAACUGCCUAGUAAUAAAGCCCUUGCCAUCUAUGACUUCAUUCUUGUGGACAGUGGAGUUUUAACUACUUCUAUAUAUAUAUAUAUAAACCACACUAAGCCAAGAAUUUACUAAUAGGGAAAAUUGCUGGGGCAAACGGUGAGGAGUAUAGGGGAACUCUCAGUAUUUUUCAUUCCCAUUUUUCUGUAACUCUAAAACUGCUUU